This is a messenger RNA of Homalodisca vitripennis (glassy-winged sharpshooter), 3125 nucleotides long. It is a transcript of the gene sNPF-R, whose product is annotated as prolactin-releasing peptide receptor. Gene Ontology annotation, cellular component: plasma membrane; neuron projection. Gene Ontology annotation, biological process: G protein-coupled receptor signaling pathway. Gene Ontology annotation, molecular function: neuropeptide binding; neuropeptide Y receptor activity. Bases 651 to 1988 code for a protein of 445 amino acids. The record is from RefSeq and is a predicted model, not a curated record. The transcript has 7 exons. Lineage: Eukaryota; Metazoa; Arthropoda; Insecta; Hemiptera; Cicadellidae.
GUGGUGGUGGCAGUAGACUCGCCGCGACGCUACUGUCAGCCACCCGCCACCGUCGUGACGCUCUCUACCACCGCUAGCCCGCUCCUUGUACUUGUUGCUCAUCAUUUUGCGGUGUUCACUCGUGUGCUCAUUUUGUGAUUCUUUCUCCAGCAGAUCCUUCGUCGUGACGAGGCGGGAGAUGAUGAAUGGUUGUCCCAGAGAGCCUCACCAGUCACUCGUGUCACAGAUGACACUCCCCUACAUCCUUUGGAGAAAAUAAAGUGACGUAUCAAGUAAAAUACUAUGAAUACUUCCGAGUUCUAUACGUUACCAACGUUCGCGCUGCGAUCUCGUUUCUCUAAUACAUUAAAAUUUAUGGAAAGUUUUAGCUUUGUAAGGUUUAAAGAUUCCACUUUGAAAUUUCCAACGACAUAAACAUACAUGACGCUUGUGGUUCUAAAAGUUUGCGUUCUAAUCGUUGUAAUAUAUUGCCAAGUAAAUUUUUUGAUAUAUAUGUUCCUGUCUUGGAUAAGAAAUUAUUUUAAGUAGCACUUAUUAAAAAGCACGUAAUUCGAAUAAAACAAUGGUUCCAUACAACAUCGGCAUAUCGAGGGCGAGUGAUUGACACUUAUUGAAAACGUUCAUAGGAUAAAGCUUAUCAGUAUUAAAAGAUGAACUUUACCUAUUAUGAAGCUUUCAAGCGCAACAACUCAGAACCAUUAUUGAAUGUGACUAACAACGUAACGUCAGGCGAGUAUGUCAACAACACCUACCAGGGAAAUAUAAUCGACAAUAAGGCGGUCCAAGCUGUGUUCUGUCUCCUGUACACGUCCAUCUUCGUGCUGGGCCUGUUCGGGAACGUACUGGUGUGCUAUGUCGUGGCCAGAAACAAGGCCAUGCACACCGUCACCAACUGCUUCAUCACCAACCUAGCCCUCUCCGACAUCCUGCUCUGUGUGCUGGCCGUGCCCUUCACUCCGCUCUACUCUUUCCUGGGACGUUGGAUAUUCGGGCGUUUGCUGUGUCACCUUGUCGCCUACGCCCAAGGAACGAGUGUCUACAUAUCCACACUAACACUGACAUCAAUAGCCAUCGAUCGUUUCUUCGUCAUUAUCUACCCCUUCCAGCCUCGCAUGAAGCUGUCCACAUGCCUCCUCAUCAUCGCCAUCAUCUGGGUGUUCAGUCUGCUGGUCACUCUACCCUACGGUAUAUACAUGACGCACAACACGCUCGAGAGCACACACUACUGUGAGGAGAACUGGCCUUCUGAGAAGUUCAGGCAGGUGUUCGGAGGUAUGACGGCGACCAUGCAGUUUGUGUUGCCUUUCUUCAUCAUCGCCUUCUGCUAUGUAAGAGUGUCGCUGAAGCUGAACGACAGAGCGCGCUGCAAGCCGGGCUCGAAGAACACGAGGAAGGAGGAAGCAGACCGGGAGCGGAAGCGACGUACCAACCGGAUGUUGAUAGCGAUGGUGACGAUAUUCGGUGUGUCGUGGCUGCCCUUGAAUCUCAUCAACCUGCUAAAUGACAUCUACAUUCCCACCGGCACCUGGACCUACUACUACCUGGCAUUCUUCAUGGUGCAUGCUCUCGCCAUGUCCUCGACCUGCUACAACCCGUUCUUGUACGCCUGGCUCAACGACAACUUCCGCAAGGAGUUUAAACAGGUGUUGCCGUGUUUUGAUGCCAGCAGAUCAGGUGGUGCCGGAAGUGCUGGAAGUACUGGGCGGUUGGGAGCCUGGCGCUCUGAGAGGACCUGUAAUGGCAACGAAACCUGUCAGGAAACUUUACUUCCUACAUCUGUGGUCAUCCCUAACAAGUUGGGCGGGGAUUCACCUCCUGCCAACAUCCCUGCUGACGCGAAUAGAGGGGGCUGGAUAAACAAGAGUCACGACAGUGUGGAGGUGGUGCUGGUCGCGUACACUGCCGGUGAGGAUGUUGUACACAUCACUGACCCUUCGGAGAAAACCAAGGACAAGGAUAAGACACAUCUAACAGCGGAGAUAGUCUAGCAGCGACCAAGAAAUCGAAGGAUUACGUUUUCGUCAAAAAUAGUAUAAAAUUUAUAAAGUUGUAAAUUUAUCAACUGCUCAAUAUACAACUAGAAAAGGACGAAGAAGUUAUACUACGUAAUAAAUUAUACUGUACUUUCGUGUUUAUUGUUGAGUGUUGUCACUGUCUCACUGUACAUAUAGUUUUAAGAUUAGAUAGCGAUACGUUGACAUAUACUCAUUUAUAAUGCUUGAAAUACAUGUUGUACAGAUUAUAACAUGUAUUUAAUUAUUAUACACUUUGGGUUUUUAAAUUUCUCUUGAUUAAAUAUACUCCGAACAUUGUAUUUAGAUUGGUGUUGUUUUAUCUUUCAGUUCAAUCGCUUAACUUUGAUUGUUAAAGGUUAGUACCGCAGACUUUGGUGUAGCUUUAAUUUCUGUAUUUUUAGUAGUAAUUUUAAAUAUAAUGUUUAUAUAUGAUAUUUUAAAUACUCUUAACUAUUUUUAAUGAAAAGACUGAUAUGUAUGAAGUUUAUUAAUUAGUAUUGUGAGUUUCCUGUAAUGUUGCAAUAAUAUUCUAAUUUCAUUUAAAAAUGAAAACAUUUAGUCACACAGUAAUAUACUUACAAACUAGAAACUUUUUUUUUAAUUUUUGUAGGUAAUUUUUUAUUUUAAAUUACUUAGAAUUCUAAUAAAAGUAUUUAUUUAAAAAAAUAAUAGUAUCAUAGGUUUUCACGCAUAAUGAAAUGCUAAACUAGCAUGAACAUUUCUCAUAUUGGGUAUGAAAUAUAAGUUUAUAAGUAACAACAGAGACCACUUUCUAUAUUUAUUUACUCGACUGAUUGAGGUAUAUUUAUAAUAUUCUUCUAAGUUUAAUGUCUUUCUUGAAUAUAUAUUAUAAAUCAUAUGUUGGAGGUGCAGGCGUGAUGAACUCAGAUUAAGGCCUAUAUUGUACCAUGGAUGUAAUUACUGAGUGUACAACUGUACAAUAUUUGUUAUGUAUGCUUUUUUACUGUAAGUUAUAUAUUAUCGUGUUAUGAGUUACUGUGUCUGUGUACAUGUUGCUAACUCGGGCGUCGAACUGAGGGCUUUAGACUUGAGCUCCUCUCAAGCCACCAGUUCCCCGCCAGGUUUGCCAAUAAAUAUAUUUAUUUUUUA